Messenger RNA from Galdieria sulphuraria, 763 nucleotides. Its product is annotated as hydrolase. The transcript has 3 exons. Gene Ontology annotation, molecular function: coenzyme A diphosphatase activity. The record is from RefSeq and is a predicted model, not a curated record. Lineage: Eukaryota; Rhodophyta; Bangiophyceae; Galdieriales; Galdieriaceae. Bases 21 to 698 code for a protein of 225 amino acids.
CCAUUGUCAGUUCAUCAUUGAUGCCACGUCUUUGUUCCUCCCUUGUGGUGGGUUCUUGCCGUGUUUUGUGCAGGAAUAACUUGCGUGCUUCUUGGACAGGAUUUUGCCAGUACUCCAGCCUGGUAGAUACCAGUUGUUUGCCUAGGGAACUUUUAACUUUUGCUGUGGAGUUGAGACACCUUGAAAAACAUCGUCGGAAGCUUACUGGUUCACCACGCGCUGCUGUGUUGGUUCCCUUUUGCCUUUAUCAGGACCAGUUGUCCCUAUUGUUUACGUGGCGUUCGUUGUUGGUUGGAAGCCAUAAAGGCCAAGUGAGUUUUCCAGGUGGCAAACUGGAUGUUUUAGAUAGAGGUGAUGCUAUAAGAGCGUCACUCCGUGAAACACACGAAGAAAUCGGAAUAUCACCGGGAACCGUUGUGACGCUAGGUUUAUUUGAUGACUAUCGUUCAAUCAACGGAUACAACGUGACCCCAGUCAUUGGUUUUUUGGGUCCAGUGGAGAGGCAGAAAUUGAGAGUGAAUGAAAGAGAAGUACAAGAAGUCUUCAUGCUUUCUCUUGUUCAUCUCUUGCAAGAGUCUAAUAUGCGAGUAGAACACACGUCAAGAGGUGAUAUGCCCAUAUACAAUGGAGGACCAGUUGAGAUAUGGGGGUUGACAGCCUUUAUUUUGCGUGAUAUUCUCAAAAUAUUUCCAAAAUGAGAAAUGAUUGUAUUGUAAAUGAUUUAUGCUUUAUGCACAUUACAAAUGAACUUGUAGAAACAUCU